Tarenaya hassleriana is the source of this 1436-nucleotide messenger RNA. Its product is annotated as F-box/kelch-repeat protein At3g06240-like. The record is from RefSeq and is a predicted model, not a curated record. Lineage: Eukaryota; Viridiplantae; Streptophyta; Magnoliopsida; Brassicales; Cleomaceae. Gene Ontology annotation, molecular function: protein binding. The transcript has 2 exons. Bases 30 to 1124 code for a protein of 364 amino acids.
GUGCGAGCCUGGUCGGUCAUCUCAGUAAAAUGCCCCAGAAGAGGGCACAACCGAGAGACGACUACGUCGAGGAAGAAGAAAGGCGAAGCAGUGCUCCACCGGAAUUUUCCUCUCUUCCUCCUGAGAUGAUAAGGGAGAUUCUCCUUCGAUUACCCGCGAAACCGAUCGCACGAUCCAGGUGCGUCUCUAAGCUCUUUCGCUCUCUCUCUUCGGAUCCUGCGUUUGCGAAGAUCCACCUCGAUCUUUCCCUUCGAAACGACGCCUUCCCAUCAAGAGGGUCAAGGCUCAUCGUUUCUUUCCGCCGCAAUGCCUACACGGUAGAUUUCGAUUCCAUCGUUGAUGCGUGCGACGGGAUUAGGGAUUUGGGUGCUAUUGAGAUCCCUGAGCCUCCUGUCAUCUCCAAUCUCGUCUCAUCGUAUUAUCAGGAUGGCUGGGGGGUUGAAUUGGUCGGGUCUUGCAAUGGGUUGGUGUGUACCACUAAUGAAAAAGACGAUGUGUUCUUGUUCAAUCUGACCACUGGAGAAUCUAAGAGAAUUCCGGGUGUGCUCGAAUCUCUAAUGUCGGGGUCCAAAGGGGUGCGAAUCUGGGGGUUCAGGUUUGGGUUUGGGUUUGAUGCCAUAACCGAUGAUUAUAAGUUGGUGGCGCUUGUCGAGGGCGAUGUUCUGAAUAGUUGUGUUUAUUCUCUACAGACAGAUUCUUGGAAAUGGGUCGGAGAUUCGCGUUAUGAAUAUUAUGAUGAUGGUAUUAGGGACAAUGGCCUUCUUGUAAACGGUGCAAUCCACUGGGUUGCAUUGCGUCGAGAGGAUGAUCAGAGAGUUGUAGUGGCGUUCGAUCUAACGACUGAGCAGUUCAAAGACAUGGCUUUACCUGAUGAAGCCAAGGAUUGCCCACACGAGCUUGGGAGAUUUGAGCUCUGUAAACUCAACGGCAGACUCUGCAUGGUUUACAGCUGCUGGGAGAACCACAAUGAUUUCUGGGUGAUGAAUGAGUAUGGGGUGGCUAGCUCUUGGGCCAGAGUUCAGAUCAGCGUGUCAUGCAGUAACAUGAAGCCGCUGUGUUCGGCGCAGCAUAAUGGCGGCCGAGACAUACAUAGAAAGCCUCAUAUCACCAAACUCAUAUGGUAGGGCUUAGCACAAGUAGGAGAACGACUUCCACUGAAUAAAUCACCUGACGAUGAUGAUGAUGGUGGUGGUUCAUAUAGAAGGCUGUUGCAGACACAUAUUGGAGAGUCUUUUAUCAGGAGAAGAUGUGGGCUUCUUUGGUCAUGGAUUACACAAUGUGUUGUGUUUUUCUGUUGGACGGUUAUUAGUUGUUUUCAGUUUAGUAUUGUAAGUGUGGGCUGUUAGUAAUGACUCAGUCAGCUGAUAAAUUGCUAUAUUGUUAGGGAUUGCAGAUUGUUGGUUGUGAUUAUAAAUGAAUGGUUGAUAACUGGUGUA